This is a messenger RNA of Geodia barretti, 714 nucleotides long. Lineage: Eukaryota; Metazoa; Porifera; Demospongiae; Tetractinellida; Geodiidae. The record is from the annotation of a GenBank genome assembly.
GAAAAGCCCCCUUACUAUGAAGUCAUACAACACUGUCACAGUAACCACUUUGUCGUCUGGAUCGGCAUUACGAUAACCUACACUGCAAUUCUAAUCGGUUUUCUGGCCUUUGUGUCGUACAAGACUAGAAAGAUUCGCCGCAAGGACUUUAAAAACACCAAGAAAAUAAACGUCCUCCUAUCGGUGGUGGUGAUAUCAAUGGCCGUCCUACUACCGCUGUGGUGGGUUUUCCGCAGUGUGGGAAAUACGGUCAUGAGCCGUGUGGUCAUAGUCUCUCUCUACCUGAUCAUACCCAUGUCCUGCCAGGUGUGCCUCUUCUGUCCAAAGACACUCCCACCUCUGAUGAGAAGCGUGUCGCAAUGCCUCUGUAAGAAGAGGCACGUCAACAGAGAGAGGAGAAAGUCAAGGGAGAGAAUCCUGUUUCUCCAGAAACCAGACCCGUCUCAGCUCUCUCUCACCCUAUCACAUCAGAGCACGCUAACCACUAUAGAUUCCUCCCUACUUGUUCCAUAGCUGGAUUUUCUAUGGUUUUUUGCUUUCAGUCGAGCUCAAUUGUGGAUUUAACAACACUUGGAUACAGGGCCUUUAAACACUUUCCCAUGUAUAACAAAUGUCACAAUCACCUGAAUGAGAAGCUCGUAGGUAUUUCAUUAAAUACAGAACCGCCACAACUUCGGCAUAUACCUUUGUCUGAUUACAGUGAUGAUAACCAGC